Molecule: messenger RNA, 4968 nt
Organism: Nycticebus coucang (slow loris)
Lineage: Eukaryota; Metazoa; Chordata; Mammalia; Primates; Lorisidae
Gene: MAP4K3
Product: mitogen-activated protein kinase kinase kinase kinase 3
Exons: 34
Coding region: 1118-3613 (831 amino acids)
Biological process (GO): protein phosphorylation
Molecular function (GO): MAP kinase kinase kinase kinase activity; ATP binding
Source: RefSeq, a predicted model, not a curated record
UUAGGUCUGCUUAUCUGAAUCCUGGGCUAAUUAUCUUGGCCAAACAAUUCUCCAAAUGUGGACAAGCUGAAGGAAAUCCUACUCUCUGGGUCCUAGGCAAGUGCCUUACACAGGUUUUCUUGUUUUUCUAAGAAACAAGGGUACUCACUUUUUUUAUGUACAAAAAUGUUAGCAUGGUUUCUUUCACUGGGGAUCCCUGGAUAAUCCAUUCAAGGAAGUUAACAGGCAAAAGCAGGAUCCUUAGCUAUGGAAUAACAUUCAUAGUUAGGAGCUGAAUUCUCAAAAUACAAUAGCCUUAAGGUAAAUCUAUCAGAAGAAAUUCAAUGUUAUGUACUUCUAGGGUAGGAAGCUGAUACUCUCAUAUUACUGAUUCUUUAAAACAAUUAAAAACUAGAUAAUUGAAAGGCUAUUUGUACAGAUGAAGAUGACCAUCUUUCCAACUUCUUUUGGUCAGAUACUCAAUACAAGCAAUUUGAGAAUGUAUUAAGUAUACAAUUUUACCGUAAACAAAAGGCCUGAAAAGAUCUUCAUUAAAUACAUAAAGCAGUUAUCCACAAGAAGUUUUCUUGACUAUUAUUUGAAUAUAUUGUUUGGCAGGUUCGAUGAGACCUAGUUUCUCAGGAGCCACAAGGCAUUAGGGAAUAUUAGUGGCUGGAAGCUGUUGCCUAAAGGGAUUAGGAAAGCAUUUCUGAAGCAAAAACCCAACCCUGGCAUUGCUGUGCAAUGGCCAUCACCCAGUUGAUUAAAGCUUUGGAAAUGCCUACUAGGCAGUUUACUGACAACAGAGUUAACCCUGCAUUACGUAUCAACAGUAGGAGCUGGUGUCCACAUAGUUUGCAUGCCACACUCGCAAUCUGGGUCCUAAGCAGGGUGGAGCCUUGGUAGGUAAGGUCAGAGUUAAAGAGCUUCCGGAUCACCAGGUGUUUACAUUUCAGGUGCGGUAGUGGACCUGGUCCACACUCCACCCUUUGCAGGUUUGCUAGAAGCUUGUCCAGUCGCCGCCAGUCUUUGAUAAUCCAGGGAGGCACGGAAUGUUAACACUGGUGAAUUAGCAGCAAUUAAAGUAAUAAAAUUGGAACCAGGAGAAGACUUUGCAGUUGUGCAGCAAGAAAUUAUUAUGAUGAAAGACUGUAAACACCCAAAUAUCGUUGCUUAUUUUGGCAGCUAUCUCAGGCGGGAUAAACUUUGGAUUUGCAUGGAAUUUUGUGGAGGUGGUUCUUUACAGGAUAUUUAUCAUGUAACUGGACCUCUGUCAGAACUACAAAUUGCAUAUGUUAGCAGAGAAACACUACAGGGAUUAUAUUAUCUUCACAGUAAAGGAAAAAUGCACAGAGAUAUAAAGGGUGCUAACAUUCUAUUGACGGAUAAUGGUCAUGUGAAAUUAGCUGACUUUGGAGUAUCCGCACAGAUAACAGCGACAAUUGCCAAACGGAAGUCGUUCAUUGGCACACCAUAUUGGAUGGCCCCAGAGGUCGCAGCAGUCGAGAGGAAGGGUGGUUACAACCAGCUGUGUGAUCUCUGGGCAGUGGGGAUCACGGCCAUAGAGCUGGCUGAGCUGCAGCCUCCCAUGUUUGAUUUGCACCCGAUGAGAGCAUUAUUUCUAAUGACAAAAAGCAAUUUUCAACCUCCUAAACUAAAGGAUAAAAUGAAAUGGUCAAAUAGUUUUCAUCAUUUUGUGAAAAUGGCACUUACCAAAAAUCCAAAAAAAAGACCUACUGCUGAAAAAUUAUUACAGCACCCUUUUGUCACACAACCUUUGACACGGUCUUUGGCAAUCGAGCUGUUGGAUAAAGUGAAUAAUCCAGAUCAUUCCACUUAUCAUGAUUUCGAUGAUGAUGAUCCUGAGCCACUUGUUGCUGUACCACAUAGAAUUCACUCAACUAGCAGAAAUGUGAGAGAAGAAAAAACACGCUCAGAGAUAAACUUUGGCCAAGUAAAAUUUGAUCCACCCUUAAGGAAGGAGACAGAACCACAUCAUGAACUUCCCGACAGUGAUGGUUUUUUCGACAGUUCAGAAGAAAUAUACUACACUGCAAGAUCUAAUCUGGAUCUACAACUAGAAUACGGACAAGGACACCAAAGUAGUUACUUUUUAGGUGCAAACAAGAGUCUUCUCAAGUCGGUUGAAGAAGAAUUACAUCAGCGAGGACAUGUGGCACAUUUAGAAGAUGAUGAAGAGGAUGAUGAUGAAUCUAAACAGUCAACCAUGAAAGCAAAAGUUCCACCUCCUUUGCCACCAAAGCCUAAAUCCAUCUUCAUACCACAGGAAACUCAUUCUACUGAAGAUGAUAAUCAAGGAACAAUCAAGAGAUGUCCCAUGUCAGGGAGCCCAGCAAAACCGUCCCAAGUUCCACCUAGACCACCACCUCCCAGAUUACCCCCACAAAAGCCUGUUGCCUUAGGAAAUGGAGAGAAUUCCUUCCAGUUAAAUGGUGAACGAGAUGGCUCAUUAUAUCAACAGCAGAAUGAACACAGAGGCACCAACCUUUCACGGAGAGAAAAGAAAGACGUACCAAAGCCUAUGAGUAAUGGUCUUCCCCCAACACCUAAAGUGCAUAUGGGAGCAUGUUUUUCAAAGGUUUUUAAUGGGUGUCCUUUGAAAAUACAUUGUGCAACAUCGUGGAUAAACCCAGAUACAAGAGAUCAGUACUUGAUAUUUGGUGCCGAAGAAGGGAUUUAUACUCUGAAUCUUAAUGAACUUCAUGAAACAUCAAUGGAACAACUAUUCCCUCGAAGAUGUACAUGGUUGUAUGUAAUGAACAAUUGCUUGCUAUCGAUAUCUGGUAAAGCUUCUCAACUUUAUUCCCAUAACUUACCAGGGCUUUUUGAUUACGCAAGACAAAUGCAGAAGUUACCUGUUGCUAUUCCAGCACACAAACUUCCUGACAGAAUACUGCCAAGGAAAUUUUCUGUAUCAGCAAAAAUUCCUGAAACCAAGUGGUGUCAGAAAUGUUGUGUUGUGAGAAAUCCUUACACAGGCCAUAAAUACCUGUGUGGGGCCCUGCAAACUAGCAUCGUUCUAUUAGAAUGGGUUGAACCAAUGCAGAAAUUUAUGUUAAUUAAGCACAUAGACUUUCCUAUACCUUGUCCACUUAGGUUAUUUGAAAUGCUGGUAGUUCCUGAACAGGAGUACCCUUUAGUUUGUGUUGGUGUCAGCAGAGGGAGAGACUUCAACCAGGUGGUUCGAUUUGAGACUGUCAAUCCAAACUCUACCUCUUCAUGGUUUACAGAAUCAGAUACUCCACAGACAAGUGUUACUCAUGUAACCCAACUGGAGAGAGAUACCAUUCUUGUGUGCUUGGAUUGUUGUAUAAAAAUUGUAAAUCUCCAAGGAAGAUUAAAAUCUAGCAGAAAAUUAUCAUCAGAACUCACCUUUGAUUUCCAGAUUGAAUCAAUAGUUUGCCUACAAGACAGUGUGCUAGCUUUCUGGAAACAUGGAAUGCAAGGUAGAAGUUUUAGAUCUAAUGAGGUAACACAAGAAAUUUCAGAUAGCACAAGAAUUUUCAGGCUGCUUGGAUCUGACAGGGUCGUGGUUUUGGAAAGUAGGCCAACUGAUAACCCUACAGCAAAUAGCAAUUUAUACAUCCUGGCGGGUCAUGAAAACAGUUACUGAGAAUUGUUAUGCUUUGACAGUUAACUGUAGAAAGAAAGAACACUACCGCUGCAACAUUAAUGGAUGCGUGAAGCUGUACAAAAGCUGCAGUAACCUGGCUUCAGUUACUUUGUAAUUUAUUGUGGCAUGAGACAAGAUGGGGAAAAUUUUUGUUUUAAGUGGUAUGGAUAUGUUUAGCAUAUUGAACCACACAAGUGCUUAAUUCAUUGUUAUGUAAUCUUUGUACAUAUAGGCAGUAUUUUUCUGUGAAACUUCAUAUUGCUGAAGACAUACACUAAGAAUUUAUGUAGAUAAUGUACUUUUAUGGGAUGUACAAGUAAGUGUCUUAUCUGUACAGAUGUAAAUGUUGACAAAAAUGCAAUUGGGGUUAAUAUUUUAAGAAUUCUUUAGUAUAUUCUUGGGUAUGGUUAUAUUACAAAAUGGGAUGCUGGAAAAGAAGCAGCACAUUUAACACUAUUGUAUUUUUAUCAUAUGUAAUUUAGAAUAUGAAUACAAAUAUGAAUACAAAUCUUGUAACUUUUAAAAUUGUAAUGGAGGCUGUAAUCAUUUUAUAAUCUUGUUUUUAAUUUUAAUGCAAGUACACUGGUGUUUAUAUUUGCACAAAGUAUUGAUAUGUGAUGUAUUAAGUCACAAAAGUAAGCUGUGACGUCUAUAUGCAUUUGGCUCUACAACUUCUUUUUUAAAUGUAUUUGGAUUGUUUUCUAUGUUAAACAAACCAAUUACAAUAACCAUCUGUUGUAGUAACUGGUCUUUUUAUAUCUGAGCAGAACCCUAUAAGAUUGCUUGUCUGUGCAAAAAACAAUACCUUUGAAAAAUUUGAAUCACAGAAUAGCGGUACCAUGAUGUUAACAUUGCGAUCGUUGUCUGAAGUACAGUAUGCACAAAGAAUAAAUUAGCACAAUUAAAGAGUCCACACUAAACAUUUCAUAUAAUCACAUUGAAGAACUAUAACAUUCCAUAGAGUGAAGUAGUUCAAAUUUCUUGUGGAAUUUUUACUUUGGUUGGCCUUAUUUUAUGAUCUCUUUCUUAUUUCUUUUGAUUUAGAGUAUUAACACAUGGCCAAAAUAAUUUAGUUACUACCUCAUACAGACAAUAUAUAAUGGUUACUACGCAUCACAGGAACCUAGUUUUGCUUUAAGUCAUUUUUGAUUGCUUUUUUCCCAAUGGAAUAUGUAUAUACCAAGUUUUAGCAAAAUGCACACUUUGGCUCUUUUUGUUAUAUGUUCUUUAUAAUGUAAGUAUAUACGCUAAGAACAAACUAAAUUGUGAUUUAUGAUCUUCAUUUAUUUUAAUUGAUAAUGGUUUUAAAUGUGUUCCGCAUUGUAUAUAUUGUAAAAUAAACAUGUUUUUUAACA